GCUGAAUCUGAAGCCUGAGUUCACCUGGGCACCACCUGGACCGAACUCUAUGACUCUGCUGAGAGAUUUGUGGGACCUGACAACUCUUGCGGCCUGCUAACUAACCUGAAGCGAAGAGCCAGUCCGGUCUCCCGCCUAGUUUACAUAUCGACGACAAUUUGGGCCACGCUUCUCCCCCCUCUGGGCCAGUGGGGGUUAUCCCGGUCCCCACGGAGUACCUGCCUAUGAACAACCUGGUGCGGGGUGAUAAUCAAUACCAAGCAUCUGAAUCUACGGACACGAAUGCUCGCAGCAAUGAUGGCCACCACACGGACACCUGAUCUCUGGGCCCCCCCAUGUGGAUCACAUAUCCACGGGCACAAUUCUGGGCGAAGCUUGCUGAACAGACACAGAUAUGGGCAAUCGUGGAUCCCUCCCGACACAGAAAACGCCGUCCUGCUACCAGCCGACCCUUACCUGGAACUCUGUUCACGAGGGUGAGUACGUCCACACAUAUCUCUCAGCCUCGGAUAUUGAGUACCCCAUGGAGGCACCGGCGAAAACUCUCAGGGAUCCAGCCCAGACCACCCACAGCACUCACACACAGUCAGCCCUGGCGCACGUCCAAAGGGAAAGAAGCAAACAACACUCCCGGAGCAGAAAGCGUUCAUCACUAUCAACACGAACAGCGCACACAGCUACAAUCUAGCACUGGGAUCCCAGACCUGCCAGAGAUACUGAGGGAAAUCCUGAUUGUGGAAUAUGGCAUGGCCCUCCGACUCACCUCGAGGCUCAAAGACCUGUGGUAUACCCACAGACGGUAUCGGCUGAACGGUGUGGCCAUCCAACCCACCCUUUAAGCAUUGCAUUUGUAGGGGAAAUCAAUGCUUGCUGCCCCUUUGAGUUUUACAGGUUUUUGGGUACUCUACAGCACAUCACUUACCUUACCCGAAUUAUAACCAGCAACUCUGAAUCUCCUACGAGCAUUGUAUUCUACUUUGCUGUUUAUCCCAUUGCAUGCACCAAUGCACAUUCCUGAUACAUUAGUUUAUUACUUGGUUUUUACUACCUUGUCACUCCUAUUACACUGCAGCUCAAAAUCUGGAGAAUAUAACCAGAAUCCACAACCACUCUAGUGUGCUAUUACUAAAUGUGUGUCUGCCAAACACUACGAUGCAUAAAUCCCUGUAUGGCUUACACUUAGGCUGCACCUACUAAUUAGCAAUUUGUAUUGAUGAUCUACCUACUAGCACAGCCAUAAACGAUUUAUCAGCCAUACUUUCUACUCACCUGCACCUGGCAAUAUCCCAGUGUUUGAUGUCCUGCCUGAAAACUCCUUGGUUCACAGCCUGUGUUCAGUUAAACAUGUAUAGCCUGUCAUUAAGUAUGUUUUAUAAUACUGAAGCACUGCCAGUUCGUGUAUCCAGACUGUUGUUACUUGUAUCCAUACUGAUAGAUUUACCAUUCUGUUUAAUGUUCAGCUUGAUUUUACUUUUAAAAAUUGUGCAGUUACUUCAUAUACCAUGUCAAAGCUAUAUCUAACCUGUAACCUGAAUUGCUUGCCAAUACUGUUGUGG
Messenger RNA from Pelobates cultripes (western spadefoot toad), 1556 nucleotides. The record is from the annotation of a GenBank genome assembly. Lineage: Eukaryota; Metazoa; Chordata; Amphibia; Anura; Pelobatidae.